CCGCAUUGUUUAGGUAAGAAUCUUUUCAGUUAGUUUAAUUUCUCAUAUUUACAUAGUUGUUCAGUACGUAAGUGCUUAUUAUACCGAUUGACUCCAACCUCUCAGUAACGUCUGAUAAUUCGCAUUUGAUAGCUAAGUCUAAUAAUCCAUGACUCAGUUAAAUGCUUUUUAGUAUCACUUCAAAAUGCAUUCUGGUUGAUAUUUUAGUUACUAUCGAGAUAGUUUGAGCGUUUAAUCUAUUCCAUAUUUUUGGUCAAUUAAAUUCAUGACUUGUACCAUGAAGAAGCAAUACUGCACUCCUUUAACACCAGGUUGCAUUCAUUUAAUACCAUUUGAACCAAUUGAAGGACAAAUACCUUCAUGUUAAUAUUUUGGCAACUCUAGCAAAUCUAUCUCCCCGAAUUACUUAACUUCAUCCCCAUGCGUGCGAUACACUAGUUGGCUUACUGCAAUUAUUGAUCAGGCGUCAUAAUAAAACUGGAUAUUUUGCGUAAAAUGUCUGACAACCAAUCACAAUCGGCUGCCGAAAUCACUAAACUUCUAUCAAAUACAUCACUGAUAUCAUCUAGUACAGAGGAAAAAAUGAAAAUCUACGAGGACACUCCAAAAAUGUUCACUAGCCCAGAACGAAUUACUUAACAACUGACUACUGACUUUCCCAUGGAAUCGUCAACGAGUGGAAUUCAUUAUCUCAGCACGUGGUUGAGGCUUCAUCCGUCGACUCCUUCAAAAGAAAGUUGGAUCAGCUGAGAGACCAUCAUUGCCAGGACUAACGCAGGCCAUCAAGCCUCCUGUCCUUUCCAAACUGAAACUGAUGUGUGUAAGAGCCUGUUGUGGUUUUGCUUUUGUUUGUAAAACAUAACUUAAAAAGGCUCAAUGUUUCAUUUAUCAAGCAUCGAUGCUUUAUAAAAAACACGUUCCAAUGAUAUUAUGCUGAAAUAUGAAAUGUGCGUCGAAUUAACUACAGUAACUAUUUUUGUUUUGUUCUAUAUACCAUCACUACUUUCUUAUUCUUGGUAAAAUCUACCGUUAUUCACUAUUUGUAAUAUUUGCUAUGGAAAAUGUUUGAUGAGCGAAGCAAUUUCUUUGUAUUGAAUGGUUCAAAAGCAGUUGUUUCAAUCAAGAGUUAGUUUUUCUACUAUACUUUGCAAACCGGUACUGUUUUGCAGCAGCUUUCAAACAGAAAUUUGCAAAAGUGAAAAGUGAGAUAAAUUGCUCAAGACUAACUUCUCACUACUUGCCAAUAAUAUUAGAUAUUAAUGCAUAGAAAGCUAUUAUUAUUUCCCUUUCUAGUCAAAGACGAAGCAUUGUCAAGCAAUAAUAACCAAAUAAUCUGCUUAAUCCGCUAGCUUAGAUCCUAAAGAACCUUUAUGGUUGCCCGGUUUUUGUUUAGGAGGAUUAAUAACGUAAUAUACAUUCUUCAGUAUGACUCUGGAACAUGUAUCCACACGGCCAAGAUUUUUUGACAGCUAAAGGCAAAGUAAUGGUUUGCUAAGACAUCUGGUGGCAAGUGAAUGGGACAUAUCGAUGCUUUAUACUAUGUACUCAACAGUUUACUCGAAUACAAACUAAUUUGAUGUUUAAAACAUCGUUGUUAGUAGGACCGAGAAUUUAAUGACAUGGUAAAAAUCCUGUCACAUAAGAGAAUCGUAUCCAAUAAAACUAUCACUUACUGCAGAUUAUCCCAUGGUAAGUAGCUUAAAUCCGAAACUAGUUUUCCAUAAAGUACUUAUAUACCAGACCGAUACUUUUAUCUCAUUUCUGUUCUGAUGACAAUAAAGUUUCUAAAACUGGUCAACUGUACAUAAUUUUACAAAAAUCUGUUAACAUUUGGAACACAUGCCUCAAACAAAAGCCAAUAAAACUAUUAUAAGCAUGCUAAAGUGAAUUUCCAUUGGGUUAUUUGGACGGUUCGUGAUUGUUAGGUGUUUAUCUGAUCAUGUAAAUAUAAACCUCGUUUCUAAAAAAAACUUAUUUCAUCUUACAUGAAAUCAACAAGGGUGGUUACUAAACAAAGUUUGUGGAAUGAUCAGAUUCCAAUGCUUUUUUGUUUUCUUUUUAUCCAGAACAUCCUGUAUAAAAGGUGUAAUUUUUAGCUUACAGAAAGUACUGAACUGCAACACGUGGUAACAGUAGUAUAUUAUAUUUUGAAGAGGAAUUUAUGUUUACUAAGUACAGUUCAACAAAGGAAAAUGGAGAAAGUAAUUAAACCGCCGUACAUAAAGCAACCACCGAGUUUUAUCAUUAUAGUGUAUGCUGUUUUGGUUAAGAAACUAUUGAAUAAAUUGAAUUAUUUUGAUUUUCAGUAAUAUCAUAUGGAAUGACAAUACAUAUAAUUCCUGAUCCUUAUCCCUUCAGACUGUAAUCGAAAGAUAAGUUAGUUAAAAUAAGUUUUAGUUGGUGUCUUUCUCUAAAACAAUCUAAUAAUUAAAUCGCUUCAUCAUUGAUUCCUGCAUAAAAACGGCACAAUUAUAAAUUCUCAAACAUAAAUCAAAAAAUUCUUUGGACUUUUCAAUAAAUUAGCUCACGAAUAUUGUAAAUUCGAUGUGAAAUCGACUUGAAGUGAAUAAAAGAACCAAAUACAUACUGAUUUGCUUUCUGGUGGUUGAAUUCCUAAGGGAAAUAUUAUCAUGGCUUUCAUUAGAUCAAAACAAUCAAUUAUGAAACAAUAAAAGCCCAUAAAACAUAAUAAAAUUAUCAUCUGAAUUAACGUUUCCAUACCUUUUAUUGACAUAUUCUUCAUUUAUAUGUUUAUCGUAUUUAUUAAAUAGCACUGUAUACAAAUACUAGGUCGAUCAAGGUUGACAGUUUGACGUAGUUUUAUCGACAAGAUGUAAACAAAUGAUUGAAUAUUUAAUUUUAGCUUAAAUUACCUGACUCUAAACACAGUGUUUUGGAUUCGUGUAUAUUUUUUGUAAUCUAUAAUAUAUAGAUCAAUGUAUAGACCAAUAUGUCUUGAAAACAUACCUUGUGUUCGAGUUUUAGUUGAACGUUGAACAGUUAUUAUUCAUUUAUCAUUUAGAAAGAAUAUAUUAUGAUUAGUAUUUCUAUAUCUUUUGUAUGAAAAUUUCUUUUAAGCAUAUUGAGCUUUAUAGUAUAAUUUAAUCAUAUUACUAUGAAUGUAAAAUUUUAAUCAGUUUAUAAAUACUGUAUGUAAAACCAAUGAUUUGACUGAAAUGUAAAACAACUGAAUUUCAGAUACCAUUUUCUAAGUAAUAGCAUCUUCAUUAUUGGUGUGAGGCGUUGUCUUUUCUUAUAAAACAGUUGACUCAAUUAUUGUGAUUUGACAAACCGAAGAAUAAUCAUUGAGGCAUUUGAAAUGGUGUUUGUUACUGUCAAGUUCUCGUCGUAAACUUUAGGAUAAGUUUAUCUGAUGAUUCAUAAAUUAAAUAAAAUGAGUUUUAUAACAUUCGCCUCUAGCCACUCUAUUAUUUGCUCAAUAUUAGUUUUCAGUAGACUGUUUAAUUACUGUUUAAUACUAGCCUGAUCUAUCCAUAAGCUCAAUUACUCAAAUUCACAAAGAAGUCUUAGUGCCUUCUAACGUCUAUCCUUUUGUUUAUUCUGGUGAGCGUCUUUUCAGCAAGGCGGUUUUCUUCAAAAUGAGGUUUCUGAUCCCACGGUCAACCUUCCUUCUUUACUCGGGCUUUGAACCGGCAGUAACCCUGGAAAGAAUACAGACAGAGAUGGAAAAGCUAUGAGAGAUUUCGAAACUUCCACAUAUCUAAUGUGAAGGUAAGGAUUGGUGAAGCAAGUGCCGCAUUCCUACAGUUGAGGAACAUAUGGAACUCAAAAUAACUGUCAGCCAAUAUCAAAGUGAGAAUCUUCAAUACGAAUGUCAGGAUAGUUCUACUACAUGGAGUUGAAACUUGGAGAACUACUACAACCAUUAUCAAAUAGUACAAGCAUUUAUAAACAAUUGUCUACUCAAGAUACUGAAUGUCCGUUGACCGAUUACCAUCAGGAGCAGCCCACUGGGGGAGAGAACAAACCAGCUUCCAUCUGAAAAGAAAAUCAACAAACGACGAUGGGAUUAUAACAGACAUACAUCAUUGAAAUCAUCAUAUUGCAUCAGAAGGCAAACUUUAACUUAAACUCGUGAACGGAAAUGGAAAAAGGAAGACCAAGGAACAAAUUGCGUCGGUAUUUGUAAGCAGACAUGAAAAAGAUUAAUAGAAACUGGAAACACCUGGAAAGGAUUGUUCAAAACACAGUUGACUGGAGAACGUUGGUGAUUGGCCUUUGCUUCUUGACGAGGAGUAACAGCCGUAACCCUUUCAUUAUCCUGCUAAUCCAUUCAAAAAUUAAUUGAAUGGAGAUGUUGAAAGAGUAUGUCAUUAUUUCGAAGAUUUUUCACAUGUAUUUCUACUGAUAAUUAUCCAUAUUCAUAUACAACGAACCUUGUACAAGAUAAUACAAAAAAAAUUCCUAUUAAUAAAAAUUGUAUUAUAUGUCAUGAAUCCGUCGUAACUUGUUUAAAUAAUCAAUCCAUUCAGAAGCAAGACUAUUUAUCAUCAUCAACAACUCCAAACUAUCAACAAUUAACAACUGAAGAAAGUCGAAAUAUUCAAACAACACAACCAGAAGCUAUGUCAGUUUGUAUUUCUUGUACAGAUGUGCUUGAUAAUAAUAAAAAUCUACUAAGUGAUAAUAAGAUGUUUGACGUGACAACUUCAUCUUAUCGAUACAGUUUAACUCAUCCAUGUACUACUAGUAUUGUUACUACUAAUCCAACGACAACAACCCUACCGACAUCAACAGUAACAUGUGUUUCAAUGAAUGAUACAAAUGAUAUAAAUUCUACUGAAAAAUCAAUUAGUUUACAAUGUUCAAAAUUUAUCACACGUUGGAUUGCCCAUUGCCCAUUUCAAUGGAGUAUAAAAUCGUCAAAUAAUAAAAAAACUACAAUUAAUAAUAAUGAUUGGCAAACAACAACUAUCAUUCCUAACAAACCAACUACACCUGUAUCCACACAAGCACUUCAACAAGAUUUAUCAAGUUCAAUUGAUAAAACGAUACAAAAUACGAAUAAUGAAGAGAAUGUUAAUGAAUUCAUUGAAGAAUGUGUUAUACCUAUUCCUGUAUUCAAUUUAUUUCUAUAUUUAGCACAAGAAGGUGUCUAUGCAAAAGAUUUAUUUCGACGACCUGGAAACAUUGCUCAAAUAAAACAUAUCCUACAAAGUUUUGCAUCUGAUCAAGUAAUCGAUUGGAAAGAUUAUAAUAUUCAUACUGUAGCAACAGUUGCUAAACGUGUUUUAUUCAAUAUACCAAAUGGUUUAAUUGGUUUAAAAAGUGAAAAACAACUUCUACGUACUGCUUUAUUAACACAACAACCAUUAAAUGACAAUAAUCAAUUAAAAACAAUACGUAAAACAUCUACAAUCCAUCUUCAAGAUUCAUCUAAUUUAGAAAUUACUAAUAAUAAUGUUAAAAUAUCUACCAAGUCUACAGAGAAUUUACAUCUAGAUAUAGAUAAACCUUUGAAUACUUCAUCAUUCAUUUCUGUAUUAGAUGAAACAAAUCUAAGUAGUAAUGACAAGAAUGAACAACAUACCAAUAAAGAAUGUACAGAACAAUUAGAUGAUUUACUUAGACGUGCUAUAGUUAUCACGAAUAUUAAUACAACUCAGCAAUCUAAUACGGUUAAUUUAUUAUUUUCUUAUGGUUCAAUAAAACAAAUUUAUCAAUUGACCCCAGUGGAUGUAGAACGUAUACAAGUUUUCCAAAAUAUACUUAAAGAUUUAACUGUAGCACAUCGUCAACUAACAAUAAUGAUUUUUGGUAUACUACAUCAACUUGUAUUCAAUAUGGCAUAUAAUACAGCAAAUCAAAAUCAUGAAUUAGAAAAAGAUAAUGAUGAGUUACCUAAUAUUCCAUUACUUAAAUUAGCUGAAGGAGUUGUAAAGUCUGUCGCUGGUUCAAUGUUUCAUUCUUGUACAUCGUCAAUAUUAUUAAUCAAUCAAACGACACAGGUACUUCAAUCUCUUGUUAUUUGUUUUCCUGUUAUGGAUAAACAAUUUACACAAUUCUAUUGGGAUAUAUUAAAUAAUCGUUAUAAAUUACGAAAAUCAAAAUUAACUCAUUUUUCUGGUGUAAAAAUCAUCAAACCGGGUGGUACUAUACGUUCAGAAUCUUGUUCAUUUAUGCUUUAUUCUAAAUCAACUUAUUCAACUCGUAUAAUAAAUGCUGCAGGACGCCUUUUCUGUUUAAAGAAUUCUAAUUCCACUAAUGUCACCGGUAAUAAUAAUAUUAAUGAAGUACAAACAGCACCAACAUCAGUUAUAUCAUCGGCUAAACAUUUUUGUUUUCCAUCAAAAGAUUCAACUCGUCAGCUAGAAAAGUCAAAACAAUAUUUAUCAAUACAUCGUGAAGCAUCUAUAGAGUCAUCGUUUUAUCAAAAUAUCAAUGAGACUAAUAAUCAAAUCAAACAGACAGAAAUAAUCGUUGAUCAGCCUGUUGAUGAACCACUCGUAACGUUUACUGAUGCACCAGAAGACAAACAAGCAAAGAUGAAAGAUGUUAAAUUUUCAUUAUACUCUAAAGUUGAUGUACAUGAUGAAUUAAAUAAACUUUUAACUAAUGAAUUCAAUACAAAUUUACAUUCGAAUAAUAAUAAUAAUAUCAAAUUACGACGUAAUCAUAGCCGUUAUCAUUCAUUACGUCGACGUCAAAUGGAAAAUUUAACAAAACGUGCUGAAUGGUUUUUAAAACCUACGAUCCUACCUAAAUUAACUUUAACAUUAGAUCAAUUCAAAGAUAUCACACAAACCAAUUCAUUAUACGAUAAUCAUCCUAAUUUACAAACAACCAUGUCUACUAUAUCAUUAUUAAAUAUACAUAAUGAUAAUAAUAAUAAUAAGAUGCCAACUAACAGUAAUCUGUUGAAUAAUCCAAGUAUCAUACAAAUGAUGAAGCCAAGAAUCUUAUUUACAUCAUCAACGAAUGAUUUAAUUCAAUCUAACUAUACUAAUCAAUUAGAUACGGUAUGUUUAUCAACAUGUAAUACAUCAUUAUUACAUAAUCGAAAAUUGAAACAAUCAAAUUUAUGUUCAUCCUUAUUAUUACCACCAAAUUAUGGUCAUAGUUAUAGUAGUUUAUUAAAUGAUAAUGGAUCAUCUAAUUCUUAUGUUAUCCCUUCGAAUUUAUUAACAGAAGAAGAAGGAGAUGAAGAUGAUGAAGAUGAAGAAGAAGGAAAUAGUAAUUCAAUGAAUCCUAUGAUAUAUUAUCGUAUGACUAAACAUUCAUUACCAUAUGAUUAUAAUGAUAUCAAUAGACAUUUAAAAUUUAAUUGUCCUGAUCGUUUACAAUCAACUAGUUAUGAUAAUUUUCAUACAUUUUCAUAUCCACCAAUUAUUAUAAAUGAAAAUAAUUGUGAUAUCACUCCCACGAGUGUUUCUAUAUGUAGUACUAAUCAUACAAAUACAACUACUCUAUCAUUAAGUGUUAAAAAUGAUCUAUUUAAUACGAAAUUAACAUCAUCUACUACCUCAGGUUUAGGGCUCAUUUCCAAAUCAGAUGUACGUUAUUCUGAUUGGUCAAUUGAUCAACCAAUUAGAAGUGAACUUUUAAGUCGUCGGAAUAGUGCUACAUUACAAUCAUCUAAAAUAUUACCAUCAUAAAGUUAAUUUUAAUCAAGAAAUGAAAUGAAGCAUAAAUUUUAAGGAAAAAAGAAAACAGCUAAAAUUUCAUUUAUUUAUUUAUUAUCUUUGCUCAUUGCUUCAAUACUUAUAUCAUUUUGUACACAGAUAUAUAUUCAAUGUUGUUCGUCCUAGUCAAUGUUUUAUUAGUACAAACUGUCUUUCUCUUUCUCUUGUUUAACUUUGUAGAUUUUAUUUACAAAUCUAACAUAUGCUUUACGAUCCUUCAAUACUACUCAUUUGUAUAUAUAUAUAUAUAUAUAUAUAUAUAUAUAUAUAUAUAUAUAUAUCAGUGACAAUUGCAGGGAGAUGCAAACUAUUCAUUACAUCACAUACACUUUGUGCUAAAGUCAUACAAGCUUAUGAUAUUAGUUUGUGGUUUGUUCACUAAGUUGAACAACAAAUAAAUAACAAACAAACAUUUCUGGCAUUUACUUCGAAUGAUUAUUUUUUUUUUUAUUUACUUAUUUGUAAUUUUACUAAUUUCAAGUGUUUUUUUAAAGAAUUUCAUUGACAAAAAGACGAUCAUUGAAAAUCUUGAAGGAAAACAUAUUUGCGUUCACACACACAUACACACUUACUGAUAAACAGUUAAGGAAUGCAUUUUUCGAGUUUUUCUUGAAUCAUAUAAAUAUGAUCCAUAGAAAAAAAAACUGUUUGUACAUUCUGUGCAGAUAAUUGUCAUAGUGAUUUUCGUUUCUUUUUCCCCCUUUCCUAAUAAUUAUGAAUGAGUCAUAGGUGUGUGUGUAUAUAUAUGUAUAUAUGUGUGUGAGUGUGUGAGUAUACAUUUCUGUGAAUGUAAUUGUUUAAUCAUCUUUUUUUGCUUAUAUGUUCCUUUUUGAAAAACAAAUGAUUACGUCAUUACAUUGCAAAUUGUUUACUUUUUAAUUUUGUUUUACUAAGUGUUUUUUUGUUAAGGGGUAUUUUUUUUAAAAAAUUUUUAUUCAAUUGUCAAUAAUUUUAUUUUAUGCUAAUUUUUUAAAAAAAAAGAAAACUUACGAUUGAUCUGUAAUAAGAACAAAACAUGCUGUGUGUGUGUUUUCAUGCAGGAAAAAAAAACAUUUUUUUCUAAACUUAAGUUCAUACUAUUCACUGUCAAAUUAUAUUCAUAAUUAUUUCCCCUUAUUUGUUUAUGUAAUAAAUAAUAAAAAAGUAAGGAAAAGUACGUAUGGCUACUUAAAUCAUUUGUAUUCAUUGACUAGUCUUUCUCAAUUUCUGUUAGAGGCAAGAUGGCCAUUAUCAUUUCCUGAUUGAAUAUAUUGUGGUA
Schistosoma rodhaini is the source of this 8901-nucleotide messenger RNA. The record is from the annotation of a GenBank genome assembly. NCBI's taxonomy places the organism in Eukaryota, Metazoa, Platyhelminthes, Trematoda, Strigeidida, Schistosomatidae.